Molecule: messenger RNA, 1085 nt
Organism: Pyricularia oryzae 70-15
Lineage: Eukaryota; Fungi; Ascomycota; Sordariomycetes; Magnaporthales; Pyriculariaceae
Exons: 1
Coding region: 316-942 (208 amino acids)
Biological process (GO): mitochondrial translation
Molecular function (GO): structural constituent of ribosome
Source: RefSeq, a predicted model, not a curated record
GAUGACCAAAAGUGAACCCUACUGUAGAAAAAGGUUUCUUUCCGAGCUGGCGAACAACCGACGGCGGUCGGAGUCUAGAUUGCUGUGCGAUACAUGGUCCAGCAUUCAAUACAGCAUUGAUUUUCCGAGAAAUCUGUAACAAACGCGCCAGCAUCGAAAUUUCGGUGGACACCCGCCUCGAGCACGCCGCAAGGGACACAUCAAGGCAACGCUGACCCGGCCUAGCGAUACCAAUUACAGCCUUGGUAGAAGUCUCUAUCACCAUAUAAAACAUUUCCAUACGCCGGGCCAGUCUCGAUCACGACAUAUCCCACAAUGGCAUCAGCAUCAACCUUUAGCAGAGCCCUGCGUCGCCUGCUCCCGACCUCAAACCCAUUCAUUCCCUCAGCUCUCCGACCUCAGACACACAGCAUGGCCAGCAGCAACAGGACACGCUCCUUCCACAGCACGCCGCAGACGCAGGCGCGCCAGGUGAAGAAGCAGUCGACGUCGAUCGGCAGCCACGCGGCGUCCAUCAACCGCAAGAUGGGCGGCAACAGCGGCGACCGGCUGCGCAAGGCCCAGCCCGUGGCGGCGGACCCCAAGCUGAUGCUGUUCCGCAAGGUGGUGGGCGUGGUGCGCAAGACGCCGCCGCCUCUCAUCAUGGGUCGCAACCGUCACCUGCGGCACUGGACCAUUCACCGCGCCUGGCAGCUGCACCUGCACAAGCAGCGUGACGACAAGCAGAGGAUGCUCAUACGCCAGUGGCACUCAAUGCGUAACGCCUGUGAGGAGCUCCGCCAGACCAGCGGGCCAGGAACCAGGGAUGAGGGUUACCUCUACCGCGUCGCAAUGGAGAAGAAGGGCGUCUACGGCCACGACGGCUUCCCCAUUGAGUACGCCAGGCCCCAGGUCGAGACGCCAGCGAGGCAGGCUUGGAACCACGAUUGGAGGAGGGAUUGAGUAGUUGAUAUACUUUGAAGAGCUUGUGGUCUCCGAAGCCAAUGGCUGCGUUUUGCUGGCUUUGGCGCUACAGAGAGGGCGCUCUUUUUGUACCAAGCGUGUAUAAAAUUAUAGACCAAAUAUUGACUGUAUUACUUCUCAUA